CUCACCACAUUAAUGCCAACGCCUAAAGUAUUAGCAGAAAUAGAAUCUGGAUUCUCUGAUACUUUAAUAAAACUUUUAGUUCAAUUCAAUAAUGAUGGUUCUCUUAAUCAAAACAACAAACAUGUAGAAAGAAGCCCACUUAAGGGCACAUCAAUUAAUAUAUUAAAAAAUCAAUUAUCUAUUAAAUCUGUACGGGAAGCUAUUCCUGCCAGCGGUGCAAUCGAGCAUGCAACAUGUGGCUCAUCCGAAUUAAAUGCUUUAUCAUUUUCGGCACCAUUACGGUCACCACCCGAAAACCAUUUACCCAGUGAUCGUGUUAGCAUCACAUCAAGAUCCUCUUCCCAGGAUAAAAGUUCUAGCACAAGUACACCUAGGUUUAUUGCAAAUUUGGAAGAUAAAAAACAAUUGAAAUUGAAUAGUGGGAUAUUACCAACAAAAGAAGUUACAACUGCAAUAACAGUGAACAAGACUUUUUCAUUGUUUGCAGGCGAAGGAGCUAGUAGAAAACUACAUGAUAUUAAUCAUCAAGUUGUUAGUGGAGUUUCCGUAAAAAAUGUUGCCACACCUGUGAAGAGUAAUAGUUUACCAA
Molecule: messenger RNA, 589 nt
Organism: Racocetra fulgida
Lineage: Eukaryota; Fungi; Glomeromycota; Glomeromycetes; Diversisporales; Gigasporaceae
Source: the annotation of a GenBank genome assembly